Adineta ricciae is the source of this 618-nucleotide messenger RNA. NCBI's taxonomy places the organism in Eukaryota, Metazoa, Rotifera, Eurotatoria, Adinetida, Adinetidae. The record is from the annotation of a GenBank genome assembly.
AUGUCUUCCGUACGUCACCUUCGAACUUUAGCUUUCGGUGCAUCAUUGACUGAAGGUUACUAUGCUGGUGGUUCAAAGUUUCAUCCAUAUACACAACGACUUCUGGAACUGAUUCGUCCGUUAAUUGCCGACGUCGAGAUUCAGAAUGCUGGCAUAAGUGGUGAAGCUGUUCUCAGUUCGACUAUGUUGCCACGAUUGAAACAAAUCUUGUCCUUGGCGAAACACAAAUUCGAUUGGGUUUUGAUUCUAGCUGGUACGAACGAUACUCUACGUGACCAACAACAAGCAAGCAAAGUUUUCGAUCAAUACAAAUUAUUAAUUAAUGAAUGUUACGACCAUGGAGCUCGCGUAUUAGCUAUGACUUUGCCAGAAACAGUUUAUCCAAAGGAUUUCCCGUUAGAUUUCCAACGACAAGAAUUUAAUCGACUACUGAAAGAAGAACUGAAAUUAGCGUACUCGGAUGUUGUCGUACUAGACGUUGAACGACUUUUACCACGCUAUUCACUGUCACCGCAUGAAACUGAACAAAUCUGGGAUGAUGAAGUACACUUUACACCGCAAGGAUACGACCGAUUGGGACAAUUUAUCUUCGAAACACUUAAACCUCACCUUUCAUAA